Phyllopteryx taeniolatus (common seadragon) is the source of this 1590-nucleotide messenger RNA. RefSeq names its product nothepsin (gene nots). The coding region runs from base 390 to 1583 and encodes 397 amino acids. Gene Ontology annotation, molecular function: aspartic-type endopeptidase activity. The transcript has 8 exons. Lineage: Eukaryota; Metazoa; Chordata; Actinopteri; Syngnathiformes; Syngnathidae. The record is from RefSeq and is a predicted model, not a curated record. Gene Ontology annotation, biological process: proteolysis.
UUGAUUAUUAAAAUAAUCGUUAGUUGCAUACACAUAUAAUCAAUCAAGUCUCCCGUGCCCCAAAUGUCUUUCUCCUUUUGCGACGACGACGACGACACAGCAAGAUUCCUUUUCAAGCGAUAAUAAUCCCAAAUGUUAGCGUGUCAACACGCGCACGCUCGUGUAUUGAUUGCGACGAGCGUGCGCGCGGCGUCCCGCUAUCUGAUAAGCUGGCGCGACUCUACCGCUCGUCAUUGCGGAGGACACGAUGGACGCCAUCAAGCUGCUUCUGCUUCUGUUGAGCGCCUCCACCAGCCUGGCGCUGCUCAGGUAACAAAUCGCCUGGAAAGCUUGAAAACAAAUGGAAGUAGUAGUGCAUGUAUGUUGAAGAGGGUACGGAAAUAGGAUAGAUGCUCAAAGGCCUGGUGAUGCUCUCCAGGGUUCCUCUGCGGCGAGGGCGCUCCGUCCGCUCGCAGCUGCGCGCCGCCGGCGUGCUGCGAGACUUUCUUCACGAGCACCGGCCCGACGCGUUCAGCCGGCGCUACGCUCACUGCUUCCCUGCCGGGACGCCGUCGUUGCGCCUGGGCCGAUCCAGCGAGAAGCUCUACAACUUCAUGGAUGCUCAGUACUUCGGUCAGAUCAGUCUUGGGUCUCCAGAGCAGAACUUCUCUGUGGUCUUUGACACCGGGUCAGCGGACCUCUGGGUGCCGUCGACGUACUGUGUCAGCCAGGCCUGCGCGGUGCACAACCGUUUCCGAGCGUUUGAGUCUUCUUCAUACCGUCACGAUGGUCGGAUGUUCGGCAUCCAUUACGGAUCGGGACACCUGCUCGGGGUCAUGGCCAGGGACACGCUCAAGAUGAGCGGCGUGAGGGUGCACAAUCAGGAGUUCGGGGAGUCGGUGUACGAGCCGGGCUCCACCUUUGUGGUGGCGCGCUUCGACGGCGUCCUUGGCAUGGCGUACCCGUCGCUGGCCGAGAUCCUGGGCAACCCCGUCUUCGACAACAUGAUGGCGGGCGACUCCCUGGAUCGGCCCGUCUUCUCCUUCUACCUCAGCAGGAGGUCGGGCGGCGGUCGGGACGUGGAUGGUGAGCUCCUGCUGGGCGGCACCGACGAGGCUUUGUACAACGGACCAAUCACGUGGCUUCCCGUCACCGCCAAAGGCUACUGGCAGAUUCGCAUGGACAGUGUGUCUGUCCAAGGCGUGAACUCGUUCUGUCCUCGCGGCUGCCAGGCCAUCGUGGACACGGGAACCUCCCUCAUCGCCGGGCCCACCGAUCACAUCCUCAUCCUGCAGCAGCUCAUCGGAGCCACGCCCACCAGCAUUGGCGAGUUCUUCAUCGACUGCGCCAGGUUGUCCAGUUUGCCUCACGUGACGUUCGUUCUGGGCGGCAGCGAGUUCACCUUGACGGCCGAUCAGUACGUCAGGAAGGAGAUGCUGGGGGACAAAGAGCUGUGCCUGAGCGGCUUCCAGGCGGUGGACAUCGUGACGCCCCAGGGCCCGUUGUGGAUACUGGGGGACGUCUUCCUCACCGAGUACUACAGCAUCUUCGACAGAGGAAACGACCGCGUCGGAUUGGCGCCCGCUCGCCAUGCUGGCCGCUAACUUGAUG